AUGACCCGCGCGCAGCCCGCACCCCAGCUCGCCGCGGCGCUCCUCCUCCCCUUCCUGCUGCUGCUGCUGCUCGCGCCCGCGGAGGUCGCGGCCUCCACGCUCGCCGUCGCGGGGGGCUCCGCCGUCUGCGGCGUCGCCGCCGACAACGGCACCGUCUACUGCGUCGCGCCCGGCGCCGGCUCGUCGGCCUACAACGCCUCCGCCUCGCCCGUCGCGCCGUGGCUCGUCUUCUCGCAGGUCUCGGGCGGCGCGGGCUUCCUCUGCGGCGUUGGCGCGGCCGCGGGUGGUGGCGUCCCCGCGCUCUUCUGCUGGCCGCCGGCGGUCCCGGGGCAGCUCAGGCGGGUGUACAGGGGCCCUGCGCCCCUCUCGGACCUCGCCGUCGGGGCCGAGCACGUCGCCGCGUACGACGGGCAGGCGCGCGGGAUCCGAUGGUGGAGGAGGGAGUCCGGCCAGUUCCCGGAGCUGGCCCUCGGCAAGUUCGGCUCCCUCGUCUCCGGCGACGGCUUCACCUGCGCGCUCGACACGGGCUCCUCCUCCUCCGCGGUCCGCUGCUGGGGGGCUAGAGGUAGCGCCGUGCAGGCGGCCUUCGCCAACGUCUCUGUGUCGUCCCUCGCCGCGGGGGGCUCCCGCGCGUGCGGCGUCGUGUCGGCCACCGGCGCCGUGCUCUGCUCUGGCUUUGUGGACAAGCUCCCGCAGAACGACCUCUACCCGCACGGGCUCGCCGUCGGCGACUCCCACGCCUGCGGUCUCCGGCGGCCUAACCACACCGCCGUGUGCUGGAACCUCGCGGGGCCGACCCCCACCGUCUACUUCCCGGCCUUCGGGACGGCGUUCGAGUUCCUCGUCGCCGGCGGCAACCUCACGUGCGGCCUCGUCACCGCAAACUUCACCGUGCAGUGCUGGUCGUCGACCUCGCCGGCGGCGGACAACGCCGCGGUGAUGGUGCCGUUGCCCGCGAUUCUCCCCGGCUCCUGCGUCCUCAACGAGUCCUCGUGCGAAUGCGGCGUUUACCCUCGGUCCGGAGAGCUCUGCGCGAGCGCGCGCGCGGGCGGCGGCGUUAUCUGCAAUAGGCUGUGCGACACCUCGACGCCGCCGCCGGCACCGGCGUCGCCUCCUCAGUCACCAACGACGGCUACAAAGCCAUUGUCCAAAGUCUGGAUCGCCUUCGCCGUCGUAGGCGCGGUCGGUGUCUUCGCUGGCAUCUGCUCCAUCAUCUACUGCUUCGUCUUCGGCUUCUGCAGCCACAAGAGGAUCCAUAACUCCGUCCAGCCCAAUCUCGCCACCAACGCCCCUGCCGCGGCGGCGGAUAACGUCGGUGGCGUCGGCGUUGGAGUCGGCGCCGGGGCCGUGGCGAGCCCCUACGGCUCGCCGAACGGGUCACGGGCGCGUGGCCUCUUCCGGCGGCAGCUCUCCCGCGCCAUGACGCGGCAGCGCAGCGGGCCGUCGUCCUUCAACUUCAAGGAGCACACCGAGGAGUACACGUUCGCGCAGCUGGCGACGGCGACGAACGGCUUCGAGCCGGAGGCCAAGAUCGGCGCGGGGAGCUUCGGCACGGUGUACCGCGGCAAGCUCCCCGACGGCCGCGAGGUCGCCAUCAAGCGCGGCGAGGCGUCGGGGCCAAUGGCGCGCAAGUUCCAGGAGAAGGAGAGCGCGUUCCGGUCGGAGCUGGCCUUCCUCUCCCGGCUCCACCACAAGCACCUCGUCAGCCUCGUCGGCUACUGCGAGGAGAACGACGAGCGGCUGCUGGUGUACGAGUACAUGAAGAACGGCGCGCUCUACGACCACCUCCACCCCAAGGGCGGCGGCGCGGACGCCGACGCGGCGUCGCCGGUGGUGUCGUCGUGGAAGCUGCGCAUCAAGAUCCUGCUGGACGCGUCGCGGGGCAUCGAGUACCUGCACUCGUACGCCGUGCCGCCCAUCAUCCACCGCGACAUCAAGUCGUCCAACAUCCUGCUGGACGGCGGGUGGGUGGCGCGCGUGUCGGACUUCGGGCUGUCGCUGAUGGGGCCGCCGGAGACGGAGGAGGCGGGCGGCGCGCAGGCGCAACCGCAGCACCUGUCCAUGAAGGCCGCCGGCACGGUGGGGUACAUGGACCCGGAGUACUACGGCCUGCACCACCUCACCGUGAAGAGCGACGUGUACGGCUUCGGCGUGGUGAUGCUGGAGACGCUGACGGGGAAGCGCGCCAUCUUCAAGGAGGCCGAGGGCGGGAGCCCGGUGAGCGUGGUGGACUACGCGCAGCCGAGCAUCGUGGCCGGGGAGCUCGGCAAGGUGCUGGACGGGCGCGCGCCGGAGCCGUCGCCGCACGAGGCCGAGGCCGUGGAGCUGGUGGCGUACACGGCCGUGCACUGCGUGCGGCUCGAGGGCAAGGACCGGCCGGCGAUGGCCGACAUCGUGGCCAACCUGGAGACGGCGUUCGCGCUCUGCGAGGGCAGCGCGGGCGGCAGCCGCGGCGCCGGCGGCACCACCACGGGCGGCGGCUUCGGCAACAGCUCGUCCAGCGCCAGCCUCUCCAUGACGUCCAUGGAGCUGUCCGGAAGGCUCGCGGAGUAG
This is a messenger RNA of Triticum turgidum subsp. durum (durum wheat), 2553 nucleotides long. The record is from the annotation of a GenBank genome assembly. Lineage: Eukaryota; Viridiplantae; Streptophyta; Magnoliopsida; Poales; Poaceae.